AUGGCGGCCGCGGCGCCGGCUGCGCGCCCGCCCGGCCUGUGCUGCUGCCGCAAGGGGCCGGCGGCCGGGCCCGAGCCGCCGCCGCCGCCGCCGCCGCCCGAGCCGCCCCCCGCCGACGUGGCGUCGGCCUGCAGCCCGCGCCUCUUCCGCCCGCGGCACCUGCAGCUGGGCCUGGAGCUGCGGCCCGCGCCGCGCGCGCUGGCGGGCUGCCUGGUGCUGGAGCUCAGCGCCCGCCGCGCCCGGCCCCGCGCCCUCGUGCUCGACGCCCACCCGGCCCUGCGCGUCCUCUCCGCCGCCUACCGCCGCGGACCGCCCGCCGCGCGGCCCUGCGCCUUCGCCUUCGCCUCCGCCGCGCCCGGCCCCGGCGCCGAGCCCCAGCCCGAGCCCGAGCCCGACCCGCCCCUGCCCGUCUUCGCCGACCCGCCCGCCGCGCCCGUGCCGCUGCCCUUCCGCCUCGACCCCUUCUCCGACUACGGCUCGGCCCUCACCAUCUCGCUGCCCGCCGCGCUCCCGCCGCACCAGCCCUUCCAGAUCGUCGUGCGCUUCACCGCCAACGACGGCCCCGCGAUCUGGUGGCUGGAUCCGGAGCUAACUUAUGGCAAUGCCAAGCCAUUUGUCUUCACCCAGGGCCACUCGGUGUGUAACCGGUCCUUCUUUCCAUGCUUUGACACGCCAGCAGUGAAAUGCACCUAUUCAGCUACUGUCAAGGCUCCUGCCGGUAUCCAGGUGUUGAUGAGUGCCACCCAAAGUACCUACUCGGAACAGGAGGGUGUAUACCAGUUUUACAUGGAGUACCCAGUUCCUGCCUAUCUGGUGGCUUUGGUGGCGGGGGACCUUAUACCUGCAGACAUAGGUCCCAGGAGCAGAGUGUGGGCAGAACCUUGCCUGCUGCCAGCAGCCAUCAGCAAGCUGUCUGGUAUGGUGGAGCGCUGGCUGAGUGCUGCAGAAAGCCUAUAUGGCCCCUAUAUAUGGGGAAGGUAUGAUAUUGUUUUUCUUCCUCCAUCCUUCCCCAUUGUCGCCAUGGAGAACCCAUGCCUGACCUUCAUCAUUUCUUCCAUUCUGGAGAGUGAUGAAUUCCUCAUUAUCGAUGUCAUCCAUGAGGUUGCCCACAGCUGGUUUGGCAAUGCGGUCACGAACGCCACGUGGGAGGAGAUGUGGUUAAGUGAGGGGCUGGCCACGUAUGCACAGCGACGGAUCACCACCGAGACCUAUGGUGCUGCCUUCACCUGCUUGGAAACUGCCUUCCGUCUUGACGCCCUCCACAGACAGAUGAAGCUCCUUGGAGAAGACAACCCCGUCAGCAAGCUUCAGGUGAAGCUGGAGCCAGGAGUGAAUCCUAGUAAUUUGAUGAAUCUCUUCACCUACGAGAAAGGCUACUGCUUCGUUCACUACCUGUCCCAGCUCUGUGGAGACCCCAAACACUUUGACUCCUUCCUUAGAGCCUACAUUGAGAAAUACAAAUUUACUAGUGUUGUGGCCCAGGAUCUUCUGGACUCUUUCCUGAAUUUUUUCCCAGAGCUGAAAGAGCAGUGCGUUGAGAGAAAAGAAGGACUGGAGUUUGAACGUUGGCUCAAUGCUACGGGACCUCCAUUAGCUGAGCCAGACUUAUCUCAGGGAUCCAGUCUGACCAGACCAGUGGAGACACUCUACAGCCUCUGGACCACUGAGCCUCUGGAUGCCGUUGCUGCCGCCAGCAGUGUUGACAUCACAAAAUGGAGGACGUUCCAAACUGUGCUUUUCUUGGACAGGUUGCUGGAUGGGUCACCACUGCCCCAUGAGGUGAUAAAAAAGCUUUCGGAAAGUUACUCCUCCCAGCUGGACUCCAUGAACGCAGAGAUCCGGAUCCGCUGGCUGCAGAUCGUAGUCCGAAACGACUACUACCCUGAUCUUUACAAAGUCCGAUGCUUCUUGGAAAACCAGAGGUCUCGGAUGUACACAAUUCCACUGUAUGAGGACCUCUGCACUGGCACUCUGAAGUCCUUUGCCUUAGAAGUUUUCUACCAGACCCAAAACCAGCUGCACCCCAACUUGAGGAAAACCAUCCAGCAGAUCUUGUCACAGGGCUUGAAUCCCCUUCCCACCAUAGACGCUACAGCAGUCGCCACAGACACACCAGCCAUGGUGCUUGAGGACAAAGCCUCAGAGGCCACUAAUGGUGCCAUUUCACUCAGGGAUGUUAACGUGUCUGCCUAGAUCACCAGCUCACGUCAGGCUUGAAGCUUGAGGAGGGGGACAGGAACAGAGUUAAAAUAUCAAGUGCCGCUCGUCCUUUCCCUCAGCCCUGCUGCUGCAGUUUGUUUGCAACUGGAUUUCUUGAAAAUCCCCAAACACAACGCAAACGUGCCUUCAAGUACCUGACACAGUGACACUGCCAGGUUUCAGGGAUCUCGUCCAGCUGUGAGCAGACACUAGUGGGUGGGUGUUUGGAUUCGGUGCGUGGGGGAGUUGUUUCCCCACUGCGGGUGGACGGUUCUGCUGCCCGGGGCCCUUCGUGGAUGGCUUUUGUGGGGGUGUUGUUUUAGCCCGAGGUGACAUACCGCUUGCUGUGUAUUUGUAGCUGGGAAGGAGGGUAUGUCAAAAAUCAGGCUAAUGGAGACUUUGGCCAGAGGCCUAAGAAGGAAAGGACUACUUUGAAGAACUUAAAGUGAGAGCAAAUAUGUUUUUACCACGUGCUCCUUACUGUGACAGAAAUGUGUGAUUUGAGAGGUGGGGAAUUUAAUGUUCGGAUAACUGGGAAUCCAGUUGAGCACAGCACCCGGGUUUCUCUGCGGAGAGGAUGGAAACCUCAUGAAGGAUUUAAAAUCCUACCUUAAUCCAGCCCUACCCUCAGUCUCCCCUUUGCACUGAUUAGGACUGACAAAGAGCAGACACUUAGAUUGGGAUUUUCAGAUGGGUCUAACGCAGUUUAGUUGCCCAAAUUUCAUUGAAUUUCAAUGGAAGUUGGGAUGCCUGAAUCUUAGUUUUUUUGGUAAGUUCAGCCACAAUCCUCAGUCUUGUCCUGGGAGGCACAGCAAAAGAGUCCCCCAGGUGGCCUGCGUGCUGUCCAUCUGGGCUCUUUGGGAAUAAGAAAUAGGACCUUUUAUUUAAUUUUUAAAAAUCCCCCGUCUGUGCUGGAUCUGCAGAACAGUGCGGAGAUGGCUGCCAGGAUAAAAUCUCCGUUCUGCGUUUCCCUUGGUCUGAUGACCGUUGCCCCAUACGAGGGAGCCGCCUUUCGCAGAAUGUGAAGCUAUUCAGCUGGCAGCUGCUAGAGCCCAAUCUCUUCUAAUCAUGUCCAUACCCUGCCUCCUGGAGACAGAGAAGUGCCAGAGCGUUGGCUGCUGGCAUCACUGGCCCAGGCAGCCAUAGCGUAGAAAAAGAGAGUCCCGCCACUAUUCAUUCCCUGAGGCCUCAGCAGGAGGAUCGGCAAAGCAUUAUUGAUAGUUGCACAUCAGAAAUAAAUGUGGAAUUUCUAACGCGACCCUUACAAAGGACUCAAUGCAAGCAAUGCAAUUCAAAGUCUAAAGAACCUCUGCUGUCCUAAAACACGGACAGUCUUGGUGUCUCUCUCUGAUGACUCCCUAAAGGCAUUUCGGAGUUGGUGUACCACGGUAGAAAAGAACUGACCUGAACUCAAGGUAAAACCUGUAGGGUAGCCUUAGCAAAGGGAAAACCAAGCGACAAGCUGUCCUAUUCUUUGUUGGAAGGUGGUGGUGCUGCUAUGAAGGUGUACGUAGCACAGGAGAGGAAACUUGGGAGGUAUUUCACCAAACAGAGUUUGUUUACACCCACAUCCAGAUGGGGAUUUAGGUGCUGUUACUGGAUCUGCUCUUCUGGCUUUAAAUUAAUUUGGAUUUCACAUUAGCCUUAGCCUGGGAACGAACUGAGAUAAAGCAAUAAUAAACUCAGGCCUCCACAGCACUUCAGUCAUUUCCAAAGUGCACCAGCAGCAUCCUGGGAGCUUGAGAACUCCACUUUUUCUUCUUUUAAUAAGAUUAACAUUUUUCCUUUUCCAGUGGGAAUGGGGGAGGGAGGGAACAGUGUUUUCCAGAUAAUUUCCUUUCCUUUUCUUCAUCAUUGCUUUGUGAUGGAUUUGUGCAAAUUGACCUUUCUGCUUCCUUUACUGCCUCUGCUGGCACCACCACCAGCAGUGCCAGCCUGGCUACGACCAGUAACCACUAGCCUUGUUUGGACCCCCAGGCCUCUGUUUUAUCGCAUUUUACUUUAUGGGAGAAUGUAUAUGACCCUGGUGGAAAUUUUUAAUUUACGUUGAUGCCUUAAACGUUGAUUGUCAGAUUAAACUAAGCUUUGUGACACA
This is a messenger RNA of Alligator mississippiensis (American alligator), 4294 nucleotides long. RefSeq names its product arginyl aminopeptidase like 1 (gene RNPEPL1). Lineage: Eukaryota; Metazoa; Chordata; Crocodylia; Alligatoridae. The transcript is spliced from 11 exons. Bases 1 to 2193 code for a protein of 730 amino acids. The record is from RefSeq and is a predicted model, not a curated record. Gene Ontology annotation, molecular function: zinc ion binding; metalloaminopeptidase activity. Gene Ontology annotation, biological process: proteolysis.